CAAUAUUUCGUACGUAUUCACGUACAUUUUUUCCAAACAUUUUGCAUGUUGUGUUGGCCCCACAGCCUGGGUCUGCGGUGGUGGCCCGGGCCGCCAUGCUGCUGGAGGUGGCCCACCUGGUGCACCGCUGCAACAGGGGCCAGUGGCCCACAUGGAUGCGCCUCCCCACGGUCCCGAGGCCGGCCAUGGCCCGUGGCCCGCGCAGGGCGGGCCAUCUUCUUCAACGGGACGCUGCGGCCAAGUUCCACGCCUGGGCUGAGGCCCUGGGGGCGCGGCUGGAGGAGCUGGUGGGCGCUGGCCCGACGCCCGAGGAGCUCGUAGCGCCCGUCACCGACGCCGACGCCCGACGUGCGCUGCGUCAGGCUGACGAGGAGGAAGACUUCCUCGACGAAGGCUGGCCUCCGCAGUCCGGCGGUUUGGGGGUCCGAGAAAACACAGGCAGGCGGUGCUCGAUAGCGCUGUCCGCGUCCGGUCUUCCGCACGCGUCCGCACAGUCUCUGCACAGCAUCGCGGAUGCGCAUACACAAGGCUACACGUCAGAGCGCUCUAAGCACUACCAAUACUAUGGCACUGAGAAAAAUGGUAUUCGGUUACACAGGACUCUCAAGUACAAACAGCUCGACACGAGCACUCACUGUUGGGAGGACGAGAGGCGACGAGCAGGAGGCCAGGCGGCCGUACGCGCGGCCAACCUCUACGGCAAGAAGUCCUCCAGAGAUCCUAACUCUUCCUUCAAGCGCCGCUCCUUCAAACUCAAGAGGAAGGCAAAGGAACCUGACACUGACUCUAUGAAGCGGUCAGACAGCAUCCGGUCGCGUCGGAAGGUGUCGGCGGUGUCGGAGAGGUCCGACACGUCGGAGCAGGAGAUAGGGGAUGGGUCGGGGGGAGAGGAGUCCCCGGGACCUCUGAGCACCGACGACCUGCCGGACAGUCCCCUUCAGGAGGGAGAGGAGCAGCGCCUGAUGACGCACAUGCCGUGGCUGAGGCCCGUGAUCCGCCUGGCCUCUUCGUUCAACAUGAUCUGUCCUCACCAGGGCUUCUGCCACCCCUACUGCUACCGCCGCCACAUGCGCGCCUCCAGGAGGCUCCUACACGCCGUCAGGAAGAUGUACGGUGACGAACAAGAAACGAUGAAGGGUGAUGUGACCGUGAGCCGAGCAUCAGGCCACCACGGUGGCAGGACGGGCCAUCAUCACGGCAAGAAGGACAAGAAGCACCGCAAGAGCCUCGAGCACGGCGGAGGACACGCCUCCCCCAUCAAGAGGAAGGAUAGCUUCCCCAGGAGGGAUAAGAUUGAGAAGCCUGCGGACCUGUCGGCGGUGCUGACGCGGCUGGGCCACCACCAAGGCUCGUCCAUGCACCUCUCGAAGGACACGCUCGCUACUGACGGAGGCCACCACGUGGACGGCGGCCACGAGAAGAAGGACGGAGACGAGAAGCACCCGCCGCCUCCCGUCGUCAAGUAUAUCAAACAGCAGGUGGGUCAGGGACCUGAGCAGCAGGUGGGUCAGGGACCUGAGCAGCAGGUGGGUCAGGGACCCGAGCAGCAGGUGGGUCAGGGCCCUGAGCAGCAGGUGGGUCAGGGCCCUGAGCAGCAGGUGGGUCAGGGACCUGAGCAGCAAGUGAGUCAGGGACCUGAGCAGCAGGUGGGUCAGGGACCUGAGCAGCAGGUGGGUCAGGGACCUGAGCAGCAGGUGAGUCAGGGACCUGAGCAGCAGGUGGGUCAGGGCCCUGAGCAGCAGGUGGCGGCGACGGCGGGUGUGGUGUUCAUCGUGGCGGGGGUGCGGGUGCCACAGUUCACGUCUGACGUCAUCAGCAGGGAACUCACCCACUCUGAUCCUUCAGUGCGUCUCAACGCCAUCCUCAGGUUCCAGACCCUCUGGAGGUCGAGGCACCAGGCGUGGCCCCGCAUGGAGGAGGGGGGACAGCUCACAUUCAAGGUGCCCCCCCACGGCAUCGAGUUCACCCUGCCCUCCCCCAAGGUGGGGGUUGAGUCCCUACACGUCGUUGACCCCCCGUGGAUGCCGCUCAUCAAGAUGAAUCUUGAGGAAGUCACGCUCAGCCAAAUUCAACACUUCGGCAACUCCGCGCCUGAGGUGAACUGCUAUUUUGAUAAAGAGAAGGAAGGUGAGAAGGGCGAGAGCAAGGCUGCUGAAGGCACGAGUCUUCGUCCCUUGGUCGCCCCGCCCGUGACGAUAGCGCAGCAGCUGUUUCCUUCGUCGCUGUGCUCCACCGUCCUGACCAUCAUCCACCUCCUCGACGACCCUGCGGUCACUCCUGACGGUGUCGCCGUCUACCAGGUCGCCCACCAGGUCAUCUGGCUCUGCCUCGUAGAGGACUCGGCUCUUUUCCUGCGAUUUUUCUUAGAGAAGCUGACGCGGGAGCGGCAGGAUGUUAUGGUUCGGUUGUUGCGUCGUCUGGUUCGCUUCAUCACACAUCUGCCCUCACAAGCGGCAUUCGCCCUCUACAACUACAUGGUGGGCUACGUCAUGUUCUACGUACGCGCUCCCGGGGACACGUCACAUCAACACAUCGCUGCUGCCCACGCCAUCCUCUGGAACGUGGUGCCGAGCAUGCAAGGCAUCCUCUUCAAGGACCUGAAGCAGAUCUUCCGUAAGGAACAGUGCGACUCCUUCCUUCUGCUCACCGCUAACGUCCCGUCAGCCAAGAAGAUCAUCGUCCACGGGCCCGGGGGCGCUGAUGCUGGGGGUAUACCAUCGCAGUUCCCCAUCCAGGAGGACACUCAGUUCUUCCAAAUCCUGCAGGAAGCUCUAGACUUCUUCGGCAUCCCUGAACAGGACCACAACUCCUACUUCCUCUUCGACCACAAGACAAACCAGAUGCACAACCCGCAGUCGUUCGUGCGGGACUUCUACUUCUUCAAGCGUGCGCAGUACCCUCAGCUGGUGAUGGUGCACAUGGAGCCUGGCGCUGCGCACGAGGCGCUGCAGAUGCAGGCCUUCACGCACAAACUCAUCGAGAUCGGCAAGGUGCUCAUGGCGUGGGCGGUCAUGCGCCAAGAUAAGCUUGGGCGGUCAUGCGCCAAGAUAAGGUAUCUUAUGGACGCUGUCAUCUCUGACAGGUAUCUUAUGGACGCUGUCAUCUCUGACAGGUAUCUUAUGGACGCUGUCAUCUCUGACAGGUAUCUUAUGGACGCUGUCAUCUCUGACAAGUAUCUUAUGGACGCUGUCAUCUCUGACAGAUACCUGCUGGUGAUGCCGACGCUGCUGCGCGUCUACAGCAACUACAGCAGCAACAAGAUGGUCACGUCAGCCGUGGAGUUUGGAGUGAAGCAGCUCUACAUCCUCCACCGCAAGCCCUUUGUGCUCCAGAUGCUCGGCUCCGUGGCCUCCAUACUGGACUCCGACGAGCACGCGACUUAUGGCGAUGCUAAUAAGGUACAACCUCGUCGCUUGUUCGACCUGCUGGUGUCGAUGGAGCGUCUACACGAAGACCCUUUGUACAUCCUGGACCUGGUGACACUCGACAAGCCCUUGAGGGCCCUGGACUUCUGCUAUCACGACGAGUCGGACAACCUUCCCUUGCUGGAGACUCUGGACAUGUGCGUUACGGUCGUGGCCUUCUCAGCGGACAGCAAGCGUGGCCACCAAAUGUUGACCAUCUUGGACGCGAUCUUGAGCAUGAUCAUGCAGCACAUCAGGAAGGUCAAGUCCUCCAGCAGGGAUGGUCGGCAGGAGCGGGAGAUUAUCCAUCACAUUGCCGUGUCCAUCAAAACGAUGAUCAUUAACUGUGAGCCCUUGGCUAAGAACUACACCGGGCCUCAACGGGCCACGGGGGAAGGGAAGGGGUCUAGCAGGGUUAACUAUGGCAGGUCUUCCAGGGUGCACGGUCCACCCAUCGAACCUGACGACGACAGCCACUCCCGCUACUACAGCGACUCCCGCCGCUACCAGAACUACGAGCGCGACGUCGAGGACUCGGAAGCGCUGCGCGCGGAGUUCCGGCGUCCGCGCGACACGCUCUUGCACGUCGUCGCCGAGUUCCUGACGAAGGCGUCGACGCGCCUCGCUGAGAUCAACCGCCGCGGCCACGACCCCGACCUGAUCUUUACCCAAUGUACCCAGCGUCUGGCGGAGGUGGCGCACACGCUGCUGAAGGUGGCGCCGUACGACGCGUCGACGAUGGGGUGCCGGGGGCUGGUGCGCUACAUGAACGAGAUCCUGCCGUAUCCUGACUGGUGCAGGGAGGAUCUCAGGCCCGCACUCAUCAACAUCCUGCGCAGGCUCGACAAAAUGUUCAACAAGAUCGCUAAAAAUUCCUCAAUCAAAAGCUUGGUACUGGGGGAGAAGCUGGGUGAGAGCGAGGGUGGGGGAGGCGUGUUGGGUGUUGCGAGCAGCGUUGGGGGAGCGUUUGGGACUGGGGGAGGAGGAGGGGGAGCAGCUGCUCUGGGGACUCUAACUCCCCCACAGCACUUCUGCUCCAUGGUCGUCAAAACCAUCGCGCUCCAUAUCCACGCCAUGGGGGUGAGCUACUCGCUGGAGCAGGCGUGCGGUGGGUCGACCGUCUUGCCCACCCAGGAGCGGGCUGAGAACCUCAUCAUGAACCUCUUACUGCCGCUGUGUCUGCGAGUGGGCUGCGGCAGGAAAGACGUGCCCAAGCUGCGCCCCGUAGACCUGAGCUACGCUCUCUCCGUGCUGCUGUUUGCCAUCAACCCUCCCCUCGCAAAAGUGGGAGGAGGUCCCCACCCCGGUCCUGGGGGAGCUAGCAGUGCUGGGGGAAAGUCAGGACUCGGGGGAGGUGCGGGAGGGACCAUGUCUGGGGACCAGAGGACCACGUCCUGGUCCCAGAUUGACUCACGGGGGGCCAUUUACCCCAAGCUGCGCCCCACGCUACUCCGGGCCGCCUUCCUGGGUCUGAAGGUGAUGUUGGUCUGCUUCGAGAAACAGCUCUCGAACGACUGGCUGCGCAUCCUGCACUGCCUCAGGGACUUGGACAGUCGGGGACAAGUGGGCCACGCGUUCUGGGACUUCCUGGACUUCACAGCGACCUACCGCACGCCUCUGUUCCUCCUCAUGCGCCCCUUCAUCCUCCACAAGCUGCGUUGCUCCGACGCGACGUCAGAGCACUACAGAGCCCUGGUGCGGGGUCGGCUGCUGGGCCUGACCCUGCCCAGACCGCGGUCCAGGGGCUCCCUGCUGCUGGACCUCGCGCGCCAGGUCAAGUGCCUGAAGGAAGAGCUAUCUUCCUCCAGGCUUAUGGGUGAGAUGGAGGCGCGGCCGUCGACGCUGGAGGUGCAGAGCGAGGUGUCCAGCGGGCGCCCCAAGAAGGGGGCCAGGCCCCCGGGACCUGACGCUCCCCCCAAGCCCUCAUCCUCCCCACCACCGCGCCAGAGGAGAGGCUCGGUCAGGUUCGGCCGAGCAGGCGCCCUGCCCUCGGCCGCGGAGGCGCCGGGCGACCGCCUGCAGCGUAACAAAGGAGCUUUUCUCUUACGUAAACGUGCGUCGUCUGCUAAUCUGAUGGCGAGUGCUGCAGCUGUAGCACCUACACCAGCUGCUCUUAAAGCCGAUCAAAAGCAGCUGACGGCUGCUGCCUCAUUCUUGCAGGAGGAAGGUGAACCCGGGAGCUUUUCUAGCCCAAGCAGCCCCCCUCGCGAGUCGGGGUCUGGCGGGGGGGCGGAGGAGUGUGCGGUCGGAGGUGGUGACCGCAGCACCAGCGGCGCGCUCGCCAACAAACACCGCCUGCAGCGGCAGAUGGCGCAGAGCAGGAAGACCUUCAGACUGCGUCGCAGCAAGCGGGGUCAUGGCGAGAGUCACGGCUCUGAAACUUCCGACAUGGAGGCGAGCGAGACCAGCCUCGCCAGCGGGGGGGAAAAAGGCCACACUUCCCCAAAAUCCGCCAACGGGUCCACGCCCUCGGCAGAGCCUCAGGAAGGGAAAGCCACGGCUGCUCCUGGUGAAACAGCGUCAGCUUCCCCAGGGGCGGCAGGUGGGAACGGGGGUUCCUCGAGCUCGGGCCCCUCGACCGGCAGCGUGAGAGCCCCACGGUGCGGGAGCCCCAGGGGCGACGCCCCCAAGCGCCCGAGCGUCGGCAGCCUCGUCGGGCCCGCGGCCCUGCCCCCCGGCAAAGAGAUGACCGCGCCCCUCCUCAAGAAGGAGAGAACUCCUCUCUUCCUGCCCGGCAGUGGCAGGGGCAAAGUUGCUACUGGGGCUGUGGGGGGCGACGCAGGAGUUGGCGCAGGUGUCCUGGCUGCGCCGCGGAGCACGUGGGGCGACGAGGGGACGUCGCAUCAGGACCUCAGCAAAAUAGAGCUGCAGGUACGCUCGAGCCACACGCGCUACCCUCUCCUGGGUGUGACCACGAGCGGCAUGCGCUCGCCCCCCUCCACCAUCACCCUCACGCGGCCCCUGCAUCCUCGUAAAACCAGCGCCGGGUCGCUGGCCGGCCUCCUGCGCAGCGGCCCGUCCUCCUUCGACGGACACACGGAGGCCGGGCGGGCCGCUGUCCUCAGGGUGGACGACAACCAAUACCUCCUGACUUCCUUCACUGACCUCGACGAGGAGGACACGCUCAUAUAGCGCCCUGGUCUACAUCUUGUGUAAUGACUUAUACCAAAAAUUUUAUGGAAAGUAUACAUUCAUCUACAUAAAAUUGCAUACAUUUCAUGUAUCCGUCUAUUGUGAUACACCAAACAGGGCUAUGAUACAUUAUUUGGUGAGCUGCCAUGCCCCGUUACCUCGAUAAUUAUGAAUGUCUAUGUCGCGGAACUGACAUGGUGAUACCUGAACCAUUAUGAUUGUUGUUGUUAUUCAUGGGUCAAAUUAGUGGCCGACUAUGCUGGCCUGCUAUGAAAUUAUUGAUGAGAUGAAAUGAUAGUCAUGUGGCUGGGAGACGAUUGGCCUCUGAAGGACUCCCGUGCUUACGGUCCAGAAUAGGGAUCUGUUCCAUGGUUUCGCUUCUCAGGCUCCAUCAGAGCUUGCGGACUGUAUUGUGGUGGAGGUCUGAAUCCGCAAUAAUGAUCAAUUAAGAGCGUAUUUGAGACUGCUGAACGUUUUCUAUAGUUUUUUGGGGCUGUUCUUGUACGGGCCAUCGCUCAUUGGAGCACGGCAGGAAAAGAUUAGCGACAGUCCCAGGCGAACAGGUUUUUUAUGUGGAACAGGUCCACUGCGCCGUAAUGAAUGCCAUUGCAGUUAAAUUGAAGGCAGCAGGGUGAAGGGAAGCAACUCAAUAUUGCGCUGAUCCGGGCAGUACUUUUUUAUAGCUUGUGCUUUCAAGCUCUCUUGGCGUGCUUGACGUCUUACUAGCAAUGCUCCGAAUUUUUCGAUCAUGACAUAUAUUUUUGUAAUUAUUCAAACCUACAAAUUUCUGAAGAGAUUUGCACAGAUACUCAACUUAAUCAUACUUCAGAAGAGAGAGGGUCUUUUCUUCUCAAAUCAAACCAUUUAUGUUUUUUAGAAUUACGUAAGAGUUCUAGAGUGGCUUUUAGUCGCUUCAUUCUUUGCCAACGCGUGGUAAUGGUAAGCUUAAGACUCAUAAUUCAAUGUGAUAUGGACGAGUAAUGACGCUACCCUAUAAUUAUUAACCAUGUAAUCCCCAAUAUAUUUUUCUAUGAUCCCCGCAUGUCCUUCCUCAAAAUAACGUUAAAAGCUCUAAGGGACGCCGAGGUCUUCACGUGAAGCAGUAAGCAGACGCUUGUAAAGGGUUUGGGCUUAUCGCACCCGCCGUUUACGAGAGAAAUGAAUUUCUUUGCUUCUAGUAAUAAAAUUUGUUGUAUUAUUUUUUAUAUUUGCUGUUAAAAAUCAUUAUAUGUAAAAGUUUAUCAAGCAUCGAAGAUUAUGUCACGUUUAUUCCCAGUGAACUUUCUUGCCGUGCAUCUUUACUGUCAGAACAAAUUGCCGACAUAACUAAAUACUUCGAUGUUGUAUUGACCAACAAUACAUAAUUUAAAAUAGAUCAUCCUGUAUUCAUCAGCUGAGUAUUUAUAUUUAUUACGCUUCAACGAGAACUGUAUUAUUCGAAAUCGAUCUCUUUGGCCAUUCUUGACAGGUUCACUGAAAUAAUGUCUGCUCGUAGUCAACAAGAAAUUACUGGGUCAAGUUGGACCUAAUUUAAAGUGGGGAAGAAACAUGGGGAUGCAAUUUCAAGACAUUUUCCAUCACGCAUUUAUGCCUAUAAUUAAUAAGUUCUUGCUGUUGGUCUCGUCACUCUAGGUUUAGUGGAUCUACAUGCAGACGACGAACGUGCGACUGAACCCAUUCGUGUUCUCACGCACGAGCCAGUUGUUCGUAUAGCGAUGGUGUAUCUUGAUGUAUUUGAUGUGAUAUUAAACUAUUGUUGUGUUUGCUUGUUGAUGUUGUUGCUUAUUGUUGACGUUGUUGCAGAUCGCUGUCAUCCAAUUUAUAUAACUAUUCUAAUAUGUAUUGAUGUUAUGAUGGAAUAGGUAUUAGUAAUAUCACAGUUCCAGACUUUUAUGAUGUUGCAUUUUCCACCUCGUAAACAAAGACAUUUCAGUGCUCGCUUCAGAUGUGUUACACUUCAGGCACUGGAAUUUACUAUAUUGUUAUUACACUGAAGGGAUCAAUGCGAUCGUUUGUUAGUAAAGAGUAAGUUUGCAUUUAUGAUUACUAGUAUUUUAUGAGUCAUUGACUGGUUAAUAUAACCAUUGCUUCAGUCUUGAACCCGCCGGCGACGUCACUUAGUAGGUCCAUCUUAAGGAAUUUAUUGUGCGUCGAAGAAACGUUGGCAAGGUCUCAAUUAUGUGUCGUAAUUAAACAUAGUAAUUAUGUAGCUAUCGCUUAUGAUUGUUCAAUAAUAUAAUUAGGCCUCGUUGUCACGAUAUUGAAGAAUCUUGAUCGAGGACAUCAAGGUACAAAAUAAAAAUAUUCCUAUUUUGAUUUGAUCCAGCGGGCACAAAGUGCACCGAAAUACGUAAGGUAAAUUUUAUUAAUUUAUAUCUCAAUAUAUAAAUAUCCCUUAAAAUUUAUUAUUAUAUCUCAAUAUAUUUGCUGUAUAUCGAACGAUCUAAUUUUAUAAUGUUAAUAUUUUAAUUUUAUCCAGAAGGCUAGUAAGAUGUUUUAAAUUGAGGGGUUAAAGAAAAAGUCGAACUGUGCUCGCGUCAGUGUAUGCGUAAUUUUGUUCAAAUUUUCCCCUGUGGCGUCCUCUGCUGUGCUCAUAUUUAUUACGAGUAUUGCUGAACAGUAAUAUUAAUCCAACGACCGCACAAAUGUAAUUAGCUUGCCUAUAGAGCCGUGUGCGUCCGGUGCCGCCAUAUCAAAUUUAAAAAACUGAAAUUUCGACGACAAUCAAACGAGUCCGGCCUUUUUGGCUGAAUGUUUAAAACUAUACAUUAUAAAGCGGUUAUUUCUCGUAAUAAUGUACACAAGUAAUGUUUCACAGUAUAGCAUAUGGAAAGGAAAAUUUAAAAUAUUGCAUGAAUACAAUCUUUCGAGCUUCGUUCAUUAUCAUGUUGCGGUAAAUGACCAUUUUUGCUUGUGCGUUGUAAACUUCCUGGGCGACUCAAAUUUAAACUGAAUUUCACGGACAUUUUGAUAAUUAUUUCUUUGCUAUUUACUCUCGCUUGAAAAUUUGCCCCGAUUUAACCAUUCAGAGUGACUGGCGUUUUGUUUAGUUUCUCAUUAUAUCGUGUCAAUGGAAGUUGUAAAGCUCGCUGCGUCUUCAGUUCAUAUGUUAAUUUGACGAACUGAACGAACAUACGAACUUCAGUCGAAAAGAGCUCAACGAAUUUAUGAUAACAGAUAACUUUUUGUGAAAAAAUUGAGUGUAAUGAGUGUCUUCUGUAUUCUACGCUGCAUAGGUAGUUGCCGCAUUGUUUCAGCGAAGUGUUUUGGGUGUUUGUCAAUUGUACGCUUAACCGUGGUGUUGCAAACCGUUUGCUGAAUUUAUGUUUUUGUUCUAUUGAUGUUGAAGUCAUGUUGAUGCUAUAAGAAAAAAUCGUCGUUG
Molecule: messenger RNA, 9918 nt
Organism: Hyalella azteca
Lineage: Eukaryota; Metazoa; Arthropoda; Malacostraca; Amphipoda; Hyalellidae
Gene: unc80
Product: protein unc-80 homolog
Exons: 34
Biological process (GO): monoatomic cation homeostasis
Cellular component (GO): axon; cation channel complex
Molecular function (GO): monoatomic cation channel activity
Source: RefSeq, a predicted model, not a curated record